AUGAUUCAAUAUUAUUUGCGUUCAUUUUAUCGUCGGUCACCGCUCAAACCUUCCCGGUGGCGUUCACUCUAUCGUUCAUACAUUCGUAUUUCGUUUAUUCUUACUGUUUCAUCGUUUCUUUUUGUAAUAUUUCAUGCAAUAUCAAUCAUUCAAUUGAAUGAUGCUGAAUCCGAUCUAUCCGAUAUCAUUAUUUCAUUAACGAGUACUCAUGCACGAUUUCACUGUGAACUGCCAUUGGCCAUACAUUCAUUAUUAUGUCAAAAACAAUUACCAAAACAAAUUCGUAUUUAUUUAUCACCUACUUUUGAAAUUACAAAACACAAAAAUUUAACAUUAUCACAUUUAAAAUUGUCUGUACAACGUCUCGAUCCAUCAAAACCGAUUGCUAGACUAUUCGAUAGAUUAGUACAGAUUCGAUUAGAAGAAGAAGAUUAUGGUCCAGGAACGAAAUUUCUUUCAAUCAUUAAAGAAUUUUCUUCUAAAUCACAAAUUAUCAUGAUUUGUGAUGAUGAUUAUUACUAUCAUCCAUUUACAGUAAGUACAUUAAUGGAAUAUUCACAUCAAUUUCCAAAUAGUAUUAUUGGCUUAAGAGGUUGGCGAAUUCGUGAAGAUCUAACGUGGGGUGUAGCUGGUAAAUAUGAAAUGGCCUAUCAUAUUAUCGAAUCGUAUUUUAUUUCUGACGUUUAUCGUGUUGGUGUCAUUACAGCUAAUGCUGCUUAUUUAAUUCGUCCAUCGUUUUUCAAUGCUGAUAUCUACGCUGCUUUCAAUCAAGCUCCUAACGAUAUUCGUCAUGUCGAUGAUAUUUGGUUAAGUGGUCAAGCAGCAAAACAAAAUAUAGCACGCUAUGUGGUUCCAUCAUGUUGUUCACAUAUUGAUAUUACUCGUACUCAUGUACUAGAAGAAUAUUUAGUAAAGAAUAGCAUGAGUCGACGGUCAGCUAAUAAUCGUGCAUUGCAGUGGUUUAAUCAAAGUUGGGAGAACUAUUUAUGGUAUAGAUUUAACGGAGAAAAUGCACCAAAAUAUCGCAGUUGGCGAGUUUUAUUCUAUCGAGAAUGGGUUAGUUUAUUGUUACAAUUUAAAUUUAAUGUGUAUUUCGGUUCUAUAUGA
This is a messenger RNA of Rotaria socialis, 1107 nucleotides long. The record is from the annotation of a GenBank genome assembly. Lineage: Eukaryota; Metazoa; Rotifera; Eurotatoria; Philodinida; Philodinidae.